AUGCCCAUUGACAGCAGAAGUGAACUUGCCUCCGCCCCGUCUUGGCUUUCAUGCAUGCAGGAACUCCAAGCUUUUCUUCUGUCGGAACAGGGAUUGAUCCAACCUGCCUCCUUUUCUAGCAUUUCCGCCAAUCAACUGCGUAACGAUCGCCGACAGGAAGCCACCGAGGAUCCUUUGCCCAAACGCCAUUGGCUUUGCCAGCACAACCCGAUAGCGAUCAGGGAAAUUGACGAGAAGCGCAAGCAAGUAACAGUCGGAGGAUGA
Messenger RNA from Colletotrichum higginsianum IMI 349063, 264 nucleotides. RefSeq lists its product as uncharacterized. The coding region runs from base 1 to 264 and encodes 87 amino acids. NCBI's taxonomy places the organism in Eukaryota, Fungi, Ascomycota, Sordariomycetes, Glomerellales, Glomerellaceae. The transcript is spliced from 2 exons. The record is from RefSeq and is a predicted model, not a curated record.